Molecule: messenger RNA, 3231 nt
Organism: Nannospalax galili (Upper Galilee mountains blind mole rat)
Lineage: Eukaryota; Metazoa; Chordata; Mammalia; Rodentia; Spalacidae
Gene: Ppp1r3d
Product: protein phosphatase 1 regulatory subunit 3D
Exons: 1
Coding region: 147-998 (283 amino acids)
Biological process (GO): regulation of glycogen biosynthetic process
Cellular component (GO): protein phosphatase type 1 complex
Molecular function (GO): protein phosphatase 1 binding; glycogen binding
Source: RefSeq, a predicted model, not a curated record
UCGGAGCAGAGGCUCCGGGAAGGGCAGACGCUCCAGCAGGACAGAGCCUCCCUGAGGGUCCGGCGCCCCGGGGGCUCCCCGCCGGCUGCAGAUCCGGACGCCAGGAAUACUCGGCCCUGACUCCCACCGUGGCCUCCGGCUGGGCCAUGUCCAGAGGCCCAAGCUCCGCGGUCGUGCCGCCAGCCCUGGGGUCCCGCAGACCCGCGCCCCGGAGCCUCAGCUGCAUCUCAGAACUGGACGGCGCUCGGGAGCCUCGACCCUGCAGACCCCCGGCCUGCGACCCGGGGCUGCGGCCCAUCAUGCAGCGACGCGCGCGCUCGCUGCCCAGCUCCCCAGAGCGCCGGUCCAAGGCUGCGGGCGCGGCGGGCUCCGCGUGCCGGCCGGGUUGCCAGCGGCAGCAUCGCGUGCGCUUCGCCGACGCUCUGGGCCUGGAGCUGGCGGAGGUGAAGGUGUUCAACGCCGGGGAGGACCCGUCAGUGCCGCUGCACGUGCUGUCGCGCCUCGCCGUGGACUCGGACCUGUGCUGCAGCAGCCAGGAGCUGGAGUUCACGCUGCAGUGCCUGGUGCCCGACUUCGCGCCACCCGUCGAGGCCCCGGGCUUCGCCGAGCGCCUGGCGCAGCAGCUCGUGUGCUUGGAGCGCGUCACCUGCUCGGACCUGGGCAUCAGCGGCACGGUGCGCGUGCGCAACGUGGCCUUUGAGAAGCAGGUGGCGGUGCGCUACACCUUCUCCGGCUGGCGCACCGCGCACGAGGCGGUGGCGCGAUGGCGAGGCCCGGCGGGCGCCCAGGGCGCCGAGGACGUCUUCGCCUUCGGCUUUCCGGUGCCGCCCUUCCUGCUGGAGCUGGGCUCCCGCGUGCACUUCGCCGUGCGCUACCGCGUAGCGGGAGCGGAGUACUGGGACAACAACCACGGCCAGGAUUACAGCCUCACCUGCCGCAGCCACGCGCUGCACAUGCCACGUGGGGAGUGCGAAGAGAGCUGGAUCCACUUCAUCUGAGCCGCGGAACCUGGAGGCUGGGUGUGGGCCCAGACCUGCGGUCACUACCCUCUGGGUGACACUAGCCUCUGGGUGUCACUAGCCUCUGGGUGGCCGAGGUCUCCCACUCCACCCUUCCUUCCCAGUUGUCUGACCUCAUUUCUUGCUGCAAAGCCCCUGGGUAGUGGCCUCUCCUGUCUUUUAGUGAAUUGUCUUUAUCACCUGGUGUAAAAAGUAGCCUCUGGCGGCCAGAGGCACAGGAUGCUGUGUAGUGUGCAUUGGGGGAGGGUGUUGGGGUGGGGAUGCAGAUGCAUGGGAAUGUGGGCCUCUCCCAGGAGGACCCCGGCCAGUGUUUUGCAAAGACCUGCCUCCUCAUACGAAGGCUUGCAUGUCUUGACUGUGUCUCUAAAAGUAGCUGUUAUUUAUUAUUCUGAAGUUGGGGCUGUCCACCCAUAGUGGACACCUUCUCAGGAAUACUCUAGAUUUAAUAAGCUUAAAAAAGUCCUGUUGUCUGUUUCUAUCCACUGUAAACAAAUACACUGUUGUGAUCUGCGUUAUGAUCCUCAGGGCAUUUCUGCCCUGGGAUGGUGAAAACCAGAGACCAUGUUUGCUUGCCAAUGCCUGCAGCCUUCUAACAGUGGGGCCUAUUAAUAGCCAAGAAACUUAGGGCUCAUCUGUCAUCACACAACCAUUUCUGGACUUCGAGGCUGUCCUGGUUAGGCAGUGUUUCCUACAUCAUCUAGAGGUGGAGGAAAAAGCUUCAGUCGGUCCAACUAGUUCAAGCAGGCCUUUCUCUGUGGUCACUGCCUGGUCUGCAUCUGUCUUCUAGGGGUCAGAUAACAUAACUGCACAUUAUCAGGCCAUAUUCUGUUUAGGUGUUAAACUACCUGAGAGUUUUACACGCUCUUGCCUUAAGUCAUUUCCAUUUUCAGGGGGUUAUAGGGUUUCAGGCAGCACUGCCCUUCCCAAUUAGCCCUUUCAUGCUGAAAGUGACUUUGUUUCUUCCUAAAUAUCAGAAGAUUCCAGCAUUUAAGUUUUGGAAGUCCAGCACCCAAGUAGAACUCGGUGGUGUUUUCAGUAUUAGCCAGAGUACUGAGGAACAAUCACAGAUUUUAUAUUUGCAAGGAGUUUUCAAUUGUAGUUAUGUGUCACAUUUCAGCAGCAACCCAUCAACUUUACUUUGUGCCUUCUUCAGACAGGAACAUUCUUAACAUUUUUAUAAGCUCCUUACCCAGUUUAAACAUGUUAAAUACUGGUUAAAACAAAACAACAAAAACCUCCACGUAAGUAGUCCAGACCGCUCACUGUCCCUUUCAGAGUGCCCCUGCUACUUGAAACACUCCUGGACGGGCUGGCAAGCCCUUUAGGGUGAUGUGCAGUGGUCUCUCUGACAGCUGGUGCUAGAAUGAAGACAGGAAAAGCCAACCGAGGGGGACCAGACGUCCAAGAUGUGACCUUUGCUUUUGAAACAGAAGCCAGCGUUGAUGGACUUGGUGACAGGGGUCACCAGUGGCUUAUGCUUGUUGACAUUUGUUAAGUUAGCAUGGAAAAGAUGCCAUUUACCUUUUAACCAAUUCGUUUUUGCUAAUGGAAACUUCUGCCUUUUAAAAUUCCAAGAACAGUGUUUGACUUUUCUUGGUGCCUUUUGACUAAGAACAUGGAGUUUUGACAUAAAAUACUGUGAUCAAAUCACAUAGCCUUUGGCUCUGAGGACUGCGCACUACAUUGACUUCGAGAGCGAGAGAAGCCUAGUUGUGUUUCUGGCUGCGUAACAAACUGUCUAAUUAGGUCAGCAAGCCCAGGAGGGCCUUGGCUGCUCUGUCCUUGGCCCCUGUCCACAGUGUAAGACAACUGUCCAGACUUUUCUUUUUGGUACAAGUCAGAGCUGCCCAAAGCAUUGUUAUUUAAAGAAAGGCAUGUAGAGAAUUUUUAUAAUCUAUGGGAAAGCCACUUACUUGCCAAAAGGUUCUAGUUACAGCAAAGUAAAUGUUAUGUCCUCAAAAUUAAGAGAACCUCAAGGUGCCUUUUUUAAAGCCUACCAACAACAUUUUAAAAUCUAAAGCUAUUCUAGUUGAUUAGUAAACAAGCUGUAAGAUGGUUCAGAGUGAACUUUCCAACUCUCAGACAUAUUGCUUAGAUGCUAAAAUUGUGUGGAUCCUGUGAUUGUUGGGUUGUCCUCCCAAAUGCAUUGUACUGUCUGUUACUUAAAAUGAUUUUACCCAAGCCUAAAUAUUAAAGUACACAAGCAAAAGUG